Bubalus bubalis (water buffalo) is the source of this 2557-nucleotide messenger RNA. RefSeq names its product ATP synthase subunit f, mitochondrial-like. Gene Ontology annotation, biological process: proton motive force-driven mitochondrial ATP synthesis. NCBI's taxonomy places the organism in Eukaryota, Metazoa, Chordata, Mammalia, Artiodactyla, Bovidae. The record is from RefSeq and is a predicted model, not a curated record. Gene Ontology annotation, molecular function: proton-transporting ATP synthase activity, rotational mechanism.
UUAUGGUCUUCCCUGGAUAUUUGCCCAGGAGUGGGACUGCUGGAUCAUAUGGUAUCUAUUUUUUGUUUUUUAAGGAACCUCAGUACUGUUCUCCGUAGUGGCUGUACCAGUUUACACUCCUACCAGCAGUGUUGCAUGGCUCCCUUUUCCUCACACCCUCUCCAGUCGUUACUGAUUGUAGAAAAUUUAGAUUAUCAAGGUUUCCAUGACAGGUAGCAGUAAAGUACUGCAGUGAAUCCUUAAACACAUCUAUGUGUUCUAAAAUCUAUUUCUGCAUCUAGCUAGGGAUGUUUUGCUUCUGAAAAUUGAAUAUAACCCAGAUAUAAGUAAUAAUAUAGCAAAACAGUAUACUGAAGUGCUGAAUAUUCAAAGUAUAUUUUUAUUUCUGAAGUCCUUCCUAGUUAGAUCUAGCAUCCUAAAAGUAUGGAUUUAUCCAUCUUACUCAAAUCUUUGUGAAAUAAGACAGGCUUUGAAUGAAUUAAUGAGUAAUCAGUCUUCAAUCCACUUAUAAUUGAAAAUAGCCAAGUCAUUUAUGACAUAUUAUACCAAGAAAUAAAUGUGAUGUGCAGUGUCCAAUACCAUGUGGAUAGUCAGGUGUAUCUCACCAAGUUAAAUAUUUUGUGUUUUUGUCUGGCUCUUAGUAAAGAGGUACACAAUUUUUAAAAGUCAGUUUUAAUAUGAGCAUUGACAUUUUGCAUUUAUUCACUUAGUGAAUAAAUUUUGUAAUAGAAAUAAUUCAUUUAAUAACUUAGAGAAGGAAAUGGCAACACAGUCCAAUAUUCUUGCCUGGACAAUCCCAUGGACAGAGGAGCCCAGAGGACUCUUUAUGAGUCCAUGGGGUCAUGGGAAGUUGGACAUGACUGAGCAACUGAGCACACUUAAUAACUACAAUUUUUUUUUUGUUUAUUUUAUUGGCUAUUAACUUAAAGUAUACUGGAGUUAAACAAGGGAGUUUGGGACUGGAAAUUCUGUUAAUGAAUGUGUAAUAGAGGGUUAAGAGAAGAGAGCUAAGAAAGGCACCAGUAUUUAUAGUGUGGUUAUAGCAAGGAAAGGUGUAGCCUGAGAAGAAAUGGCUAGAGAGAACAGAAGAAAAUGAGGAGAAUACAGUUGAAAAGAAGCAACGAAAGAGACUUCGUCAGUGCUCUGAAGUUAGAUGCUAGUGAGAGGUGAUAUAAGAUUCCUGAAGAAUGGCUGUUAGAUUGAGCAUCAUGAAGACAAAUCAUUGGUGUCCCUUUUUGAGACUGAUUUCUCAUAGCAUGGUGGAGGCACAUUCCAAACUGCUGUGUUUUGUAUAGGAAGUAAAGAAGUGGAGAGGACAGGUACAGCUCGGAGCCAAGAAGUUUGGGUCUGAACAGGAGGAAAGAAAGCAAUGGGUGGAAAGGGAAUUAAUGUCUGAGGGUGACUGACUUGACUGAUUUAAUAUAUUAGGUUGGCAAAAAAGUAAUUGUAGUUUUGGACUGUGAGUUUUAAAUCAUUAUAACUAGGCUCAAACACAUUUUUGUUAAUCAAAAUAGGAGCCAUUACAGUCAACACAUAUUUGCCAAUGAGAAGUAAGUUUGUUUAUUCUUGUAGUGUAAAAGAUCCUUGAUUCACGCAACGUGAUGAUGGAGAACUAUAGUAACUUGAUCUCAUUGGGCCAUUCCAUUUCUAAGCCAGACAUAAUUGUGUUAUUGGAGGAAGGAAGAGACCCUGGAUGGUUGUGAGGGAAGAAGCAAGAAGCUGGAAUACAGAUUUGGAUUCAAGUUAUAAAAUAAUCAGUGACAGAAAAACAUUUAUUUCUGGGAAACAUUCAUCUCUUUUUCUGCAUCAGAUCAUUCAUGGUGGUGAGGAAACCCUAUGAAAAAUGUGGGAAGGCUUUUUGUUGUGCCUCAAACUUUGCUCAACACAGAAGAGUUCUUACUGGAGCAGACUUCCAGGACUCCAAGAUGGUGUCAGUUGUACCACUGAAGGAAAAGAAACUCCUGGAAGUCAAAUUAAGGGAGCUGCCAAGCUGGAUACUAAUGUGAGAUUUCAUCCCUAAAGGCACUGGAGCAUUUCAAAGCGCUUAUUGCCAAUAUUACAACAAGUUAAACAUGAAGAAAGGGAGUGUCGCUGGGCUUUCUAUGGUGCCGGCAGGUUACAUGCUUUUCAACUGUUGCCGUUCUUACAAGGAACUUAAACAAGAGCAGCCAAGCGAAUACCACUGAAGAGGGCACGUUCAACAUUCCCGGCCAUGACCUUUGCCAGGCACCCCUGAAUCCUUUCAUAGCCUAAUGGAGAAUUAACACGCAAAAAAAGAUGACUGGUUAAAAAAAAAAUCUCUCUUAGUAACUUUCAAAUCAAGUAAUAUGAACUAUAAUCACCAUUCUGUAUAUUACAUCCCCAUGAGUUAUUUACUUUAUAGUUGGAAAUUUGUGGCUUUUGGCCUCCUUCACACAUUUCAGCCACUGCUUCUGGCAGCCAUUAGUUUCUUCUCUGUAUCUGUGGCUUCGCUUUUAUCUUUUUGUUCUUGAUUUUUUUUUCCCCCUAGUCCACAUAAAAGUGAUAUCAUACAAUAUUGGUAUAUAUCUUUCUCUGU